GUAAUAUUUUUACUUGAUUAAAAUAUUGAGAUAAUCAGCCUAAAAAGAAAAACUGUCACCAAAAAAAGCAAUUUUUGGACGAUCAUUUUAAAAGUAUACAUGCAUAAAAUAUCGUAUUAUUUCUGGAUAAGUAUAUGUAAUUCAGUGCUGGUGAUUAUCUAUUCUUAUUUUAAUUUUUAAUCGAGAUUCGAGAUCCAACGUCUACUCCAUCAUGCUCAUCAGUCAUCAGUAAUGUAUGACACAAAAUUGCAGCAGAAACCAGGAACAUUCACCGAUACCCAAUGCUGCGCGGUAUGUUAGCGAAAAAAUACAAGGGUUGUUUGACAGGAGCUCUCCUGGGAGACUGUUUUGGAGGCCCUUUCGAAGGAGAUUUGCCGCAGAACAUUUCAAAAGCACAGUUGCAGUCAUUUUUCGAUAAAUUGGAAGGCCCAGCUUAUAAAACCCCGUUGUACAAAUAUUCAGACGACACCGCUAUGACAAAAUCAGUGGCAGAAUCUUUGAUCGAAAAAAAUGGAUUUGAUCCUCACGAUAUGGCCAAGAAAUUCAUUACAGAGUAUUACAAAGAUCCUAGAAGGAAUUACGGUGCAAAUGUUGUGGAUGUUUUUCACAAAUUGAAUUUGAAUUUGGAAGAUGUUUGGAAACCAGCUAAAGAACAAUUCGGCGGAACUGGUUCGUAUGGGAAUGGAGGUGCAAUGAGAAUAGCACCGGUGCCACUUUUUGCCUUUAAAGAUUAUUCAUCGAUGUUAGAAAUAGCAGAAAAUGCCACACGAUUAACUCAUACGCAUCGUUUGGGAAUUAAUGGUGCCUUGCUUCAAGCAAUUGCUAUCCACUCGAGUUUGAAUAAUGAUCCCGAUAAACCUUUAGAUAUCGCGCAAUUCAUGAAGGAUUUACUAGAUAAGAUAACCGAUUUGGAAAAUAAGAGUGACAAAGUCGUUCCUGAUAGCGCAUCGUAUUUUGUACAAUUGACCAAGGUUAGAAAAUUAUUAGAAUUAGGAGAAAAUGCCAUCACAGAUGUGGUAGUUGAAGAAUUGGGUAACGACGUAUCUGCCAUAUACUCUGUGCCAACAGCAAUUUACUGUUUUCUUAGAGCACAACAGCCUAUUCCUAAUAUUGAAACUGAUAAUCCAUUCCGUCGUACACUGCAGUACGCAAUAUCAUUAGGAGGAGAUACAGACACGAUUGCAAGUAUGGCCGGAGCUAUUGCUGGAGCAUACUAUGGAAUCGAUGUUAUAAAUCCGAAUUUAAUCAAUUUAGCCGAAAGUCAAGAGCUAAUGGAAACUCUUUCCACCAGAUUAUACGAAAGAAUAUCAUAGUUACUGAAAUUAUUACCGAAAAUUUAACAAAUUUUAUUUACAUUAUCUUUACAUUUUUAAAUUACAUGAAUUAUAAUUUUAUAAAAAAAAAACAACAACAAUAUUUUGGAA
Planococcus citri (citrus mealybug) is the source of this 1424-nucleotide messenger RNA. RefSeq names its product ADP-ribosylhydrolase ARH3-like. The coding region runs from base 282 to 1313 and encodes 343 amino acids. Gene Ontology annotation, cellular component: nucleus; mitochondrion. The transcript has 7 exons. The record is from RefSeq and is a predicted model, not a curated record. NCBI's taxonomy places the organism in Eukaryota, Metazoa, Arthropoda, Insecta, Hemiptera, Pseudococcidae.